UGAGGAAUGAGCCCUAACAACGUUAGAUAUGCAGCAGAAAAUUCCCAAUUUUUAUUUACCACAAAUCAGCCCUGAAGUAGUGGGCGUGGCACAGCACAGGUGAGUCUCAGGAGGAGGAGAUCUCAAACACAGGAAGCUGAAAAAGAGUGGCCUGUUUUGUUUUUUUCCGGCAUAAACGAAAACACAAACACGUUGUGUACGGAGUCAAAAAGGCAGAGGAAAAAUGCCAGAGAGGUCGAGCCACCACCAGAGGAGUGAUGUGUACGAUGAGUACAAGAGCAGGGACAGAGAUCACUCACACAAUGGAGACCACCGAUCACAUGAUGGCAGGGAUCGCCACCAGAAGCCAAGAGAAAUGGACAGGAGAGGCUCUCCAGGUGACAGGAGGGCCAAACAAAACAGACAGAGGGACAUGACAACUGCCUCUCAUGAGGAGCCUGGUUACAGAGACCAGGACCAUGAAGGACCCUCAAGACUGUCCAGAGAGACUCCGGUCUAUCACUCUGAAGGGGAGAAUUAUGAGCCACAACACAGACAAGCUCCUUACAAUCUCAGAUACAUCUUAACCAGCAGAGGUCUCUGCCAGCUUAUGGAGGUGUUUGUGAAUCUGCUUCUGGUCAUCUGUGCUGGAGUGCCGUACAGCAACAACGGGGGCUACCGUGACCUGGCCAGCCUCGGUGGAAUCUACUAUUAUCACUUCGGUGGAGCCAAUGCCUUCACUGGAGCCGAUGCAGAGAGGGUGAAGGAGCUGGACCGACUGUUCCAUCAGCUGAAGCAGCCUCCGUAUGCCUUCACCAUGGCCUGCGGGGGGGUUCUAAUGAUCUACGCGUGUGCCAUGCUUGCCCUGGGGAUUUUCAAGGUGACUUACCGCUGGCCCCCUGUGCUGCUUGGGGAGGCUCUGCUGAACCUCCUGAUCGGCCUGGGCUACAUCCCUGCACUGGCCUUCUACUUUAUUAAGCUGCAGGGAACCUACAAUGAUCCUAUCUGUACGGAGAGAGAGCAGAUGUACAAGAGCAAAGGGCACAAGGGAUUUGAGUGCCAGUUUCACGGCGCCGAUAUUGCAGGAGGUCUCUUUGGGGUGGCGGGGGUGUUUGUUUUCAUCUUUGGUGCAGUGUUGGCUGUCAGAGCUUUCAGGUCAGUGCGUGAGCUAAAGAAGCAAAGGACAAAUGAGGACAACAAUUAUUAAGACUUUUCUUCUAAGCCUAUUUGAUCAAAAGUGGGAUUGAUUAGCGACCCCUGUGACAAGACAACACAGGAGUUUUUGUCAUAUAAGGUGUUAUCAUGUAUUCACUCUGAAU
Molecule: messenger RNA, 1298 nt
Organism: Anoplopoma fimbria (sablefish)
Lineage: Eukaryota; Metazoa; Chordata; Actinopteri; Perciformes; Anoplopomatidae
Gene: marveld3
Product: MARVEL domain containing 3
Exons: 4
Coding region: 224-1186 (320 amino acids)
Cellular component (GO): membrane
Source: RefSeq, a predicted model, not a curated record